AUGUGUCUCCAGAGCUGGUCGUGGGUCUUCAUUGCGCUGCUGCUGCUGGGCUUCUGCUCUCGGGUCAUCGGGGCUCAUGAAUGCGAGCACUGCUCCAGACUGGAGCUCGAGCUGUGCGGUGGACCGGACUGGACUCUAGGCUUCUGCGGAUCCGGACUCACCUGCGCGGCGCUCAACAGAACCGGACCGGCGCGCGCACCCGAGACAGGUGUCUGCAGAGUGGUACCCGAUGAGCCGGAUGCAGACAAGCGCUGUCCGCUGCUGAGCGGAUGUGAGCGUGUGGACGGACAGUGUGUGUGUGGAUCCAAACACUCCUGCAUCCGCACCUACAGCUUUCCUGACAGAGAUACCUGCGUGCAUGCUGGGAAAACAGCUUCUCGCCGUCACGAUCACAGACACAGGUUUGUGGGUCCCGUGAACCCGGCGUGUGUGUUUUCUGGCUGUAAUCUGACGGCCGACGGCUGUGUUUGUUCGUCUCAGAGCUGCGACGAUCACUUCACGUACGCCAACCGCAGUCAGUGCCAGCGAGCCGCAGUUUCUCCCAGGUGUGUUCAUGAUGGGAAGGAGUUCACGGAGGGCGAGGUGUAUCGUAUUGACCCCUGCUGGAUGUGUCAGUGUCGAGGCGGAGUAUCUUUCUGCUCUAGAGCCGAAUGCACAGAGAUGGACUGCCAGAACCUCUACGUUCCUAAAGGAGAAUGCUGUCCCGUCUGUAUAGAUGUGGAGCUGCUGGCGGUGGAGAGCACUAAAGCGAGCUGCUGGGUGGAUCACAGGCUGCGUGCGCACGAGGAGCAGUGGAAGGAGGACGACUGCACCUUCUGUCAGUGUGUGGACGGAGAGCCGCACUGCACAGCCAUGGCCUGCAAACAGAGCUGCCAGAACCCUGUCAAGAUCCCUGGAGAGUGCUGCCCCUUCUGUGAGGAGCCAUCAUAUGAGACAGUGAGCCCGCUGCUCUGCCCACCGUUGGAAAACUGCUCUCUCUCUGGGCAUGACUGCCCAUUUGGCUUCCAGCAAGACACCAGCGGCUGUCUUCUGUGCCGGUGUGUCAGCAAUGAAACCUGUCCUGUUGUGUCCAAGCACUGCUCUCUGGAGUGUCCCAUGGGUUAUGAGAAAGACAGCUAUGGUUGUGAAGUGUGUGAAUGUAGUGUAGCCAGUCCAAAGUGUCGUCCCAUGACAUGCAGCAAGACAUGCCCUUAUGGAUACAUGAGGAACAAGCACGGCUGUGAGAUGUGCCGCUGCGUCCGCUGUCCACCGUUCACCUGCGACAAACACUGCAGCGAGGGCUUCAGGAAGAGCAGGAAGGGCUGCAGCGUCUGCCAGUGUAGAGACGCAAACAGACGUGUGUCCAGCACCAGCGUCUCGUCCAGCUUCUGUCUGACGGUGAGCGGCCAGCGUUUCCAGGAGGGAGACGGAUGGCACGACGGCUGUAGAGACUGUUUCUGUCACGCGGGUCGAGAGAUGUGUGUGUUGAUCACCUGCCCUGUGCCCACCUGUGCCCACCCUGUGCUCCGAGACCACCAGUGCUGCCCCGGCUGUGACGACGAGGCGGGCAGCGGGCAGCCGGAGGGUCUGGAUCUGGUGGUGUGUCGUGCUCCAGACGGAGAGCUGUUCGUGGAGGGAGAGACGUGGCGUCUGGACGAGUGCAGUAGCUGUACGUGUCGACAGGGCAGAGUUCUGUGUGACUCUGAGUCCUGUCCUCCGCUUCUGUGUCACACACCUGUCCGGAGCAUAGACAGCUGCUGCCACAUCUGUACAGAAAAAACAAAAAACCCGCUGCGUCCCGUCGACAGCAGUCAUAUGCAGCUCUGCGUCUCCAGCGAUGGAGAAAUCCUGCGCAGCGGAGACUCGUGGAAACCUGACGCCUGCGGCAGCUGCGUCUGUCGUGAUGGGGAAAUACACUGCUUCUCCCAGCAGUGUCCACUCGCCGACUGCAGGCUCCCUGUGCUGCGCAAGGGCCAGUGCUGCCCGCAAUGCAUGCUGGGUACGAGUCACUCUACAGUGAUUUUACCAUGAGGAAAAGUGGGGUAUAAUUAUUAUUGCACAGCCUCAUCAAAAGCAUUAAUAAUUGGAAUAUAUACUGGUGAUGUUUUCUCGCGAGACGUCCCGAGUCAGACAGAGAUGACGCUCAUCUACCAAUCAGCAGCCUGGAUUCUGGCGGGGAUCCUGCUAGCUGUGGUCAUCUUCCUCCUGGUGGCCAUCAUGGUGAACUGCAGGAAGAACUGGGUUCAGAUGUCCUGCUACGGCGCGCCCAAGAAGACGGUGAUCUUACAGAAACACGAGAACAAGAGUUCAGUCGUCUACAUGGAGCCGUCCAGAGAAAGUCUGUUCCAGAGCAUCUCUCUCUCUAACGGACACGUCCAGCGCUAGCACUGUGAUCAUCUCCAGCUUUAUUUAGUGUUUUCAUGAUGAUCAGAGCGUCCAAACUAAACAGGAACAGUUUAUCGGACGAGGAGCUUCGGUGUCAUGAUGCAGAAACAAACCAAAGGUUCAGGAACCAAACGGACAUCCUGACUCUUCAGAGAGAAGAGACUGUGCUCAUAUUCUCUCAGUCUGUUUAUUCCUUUCUAUACAUUCGAGUGUUUUACUUGUAGUUUGUUGCCGGACUGAACAUUGCUGUGUGUUCAUAACAAACUCAGAUCCUCAAGUCAAGUCCUCCGUUCCAAACCCUAACAAGUCCUCUAACUAGACAGCAUCUGCAGGCAUCAUGACAUUCUUCACUAAACAAA
Molecule: messenger RNA, 2723 nt
Organism: Carassius carassius (crucian carp)
Lineage: Eukaryota; Metazoa; Chordata; Actinopteri; Cypriniformes; Cyprinidae
Product: cysteine-rich motor neuron 1 protein-like
Exons: 14
Molecular function (GO): serine-type endopeptidase inhibitor activity; protein binding
Source: RefSeq, a predicted model, not a curated record